AUGUCAUUAUCAGAACUCACCGAGCAGCAACGAGCGACUAUCGGCGACCGCGCGCGAGUAUGGGAAGUCCGACGCUUCUGCCAGGUGCUGCCAUCUGUCGUUAAAUACGUGCGUGGUUCGGACGCUGGCCUCACGAGCAGGCCAUUGGAGCCACACGGCAGAUACGUCAAGAAUGAACCAGACGGCGCGCUUGCUGCGUUGCUCCGUUGCGUCAUCCAUCAAACGGGCGCUGAUCUGGCCAUGGUCAGCUUGCUAGACGACCACACGCAAUACUUCAUCUCGGGGGCCAGUCGGGCCAACGCAGAUGAAGCCAAGGUCACCUUGGAAGACUCAACGCGAUGGUACGGAUGCGAGUCGGUAACUCAUCACGGUGGUCUGUGCGAGCGUACCAUCACGCGGCAGAAUGAGCCAGGCGGGAGCAUGGCACUCUACGAAGAGCUUGAUAUGGCUGAAUUGGAGAGAACCAAACAUCUCCCAUUUGUUCAGGGUGAUAUUGCCAAGUUCAGACAUUAUGCUGGUGUUCCUUUGAACCCCUAUGGAGGACCAAACAUUGGCACUGUCUUCACGUUCAGCUCAACGCCGUCGCAGGGUGGGCUCUCGGACGCCCACCGCUCGUACUUGUUUGAGACAGCGUCACACAUUAUUCGUCAUCUGGAACAAGCAGUAGAAGCACUGGAGGGUAAGCGUGUGCUCAAGUUCAACCAAGGUGUGGCUUCUCUACUCAAGAUGGGUACGAGCGCAGGACUGGCGGCUCAGCCUGCUCACAAGAAUCUUUUAUCAGGCGGCCAUACUGAACAUGAAGUUCUGGUGUCAAACCUCUAUCCCGCUGCAGCUCUGCAGCUGUACCAUCUUUCAGCUACAUUGCUCUACGAUACUUUCGAAUUUGACGGAGUUCGCAUCCAAGAGUUGGGCUCCUCAAGCAACAAGAACCCCAUCUGGAACGGCUCCAACGUGCUAGCCGAGCAUCUCGGACCAAAAGCGCACAGGCCUCAAGAACUAAGCCACAGUCUGACAAGCAGAUUGCUUGAAUUAUUUCCACAUGGGGCUGUGUUCCAAUUACUCAAUGACACUAGCGACAUCGUUGUUGCUACGAGCGCAGACGACGUCGCUUUAGUUGAAGAUACCCUCAUACUCAAGGAGCUUUCGAAAACCUUCCUGCGGGCAGAGCAGAUCGUCUUGAUGCCACUGUGGGAUGCGUUUCACGAACGUAAUAUCGGUGCGGUCCUCGGGUUCGCCGAGAAUCAGUCAAGAGUCUAUCUCGGCUCGACGGAUCUUGCUUCCAUUUCAGCAUUCUGCACUACGAUAAUGACGCAAGUGCGGCGUCUCGAAGCUCAAGCUAUAGACAAGAUUAAAUCAGACUUUCUUGGAUCGAUCUCCCAUGAAAUGCGGACACCUCUCCAUGGUAUACUAUCAAGCCUUGAGCUUUUAGCGGACACACCACACAACGCACACCAACGCGACCUCCUGGAGACGGCAAGAUACAGCGGCUUGUCAUUGCUCGAUACUAUUGAGCGCGUUCUAUAUUUCAGCAACAUCAGUUCAGGGUCGCAAAGUGCACCUCUACCAAGAUCAGACUCAUCGAACGAUGGGCUUCUCCGUUCGUCAAGUCUUGCACCUCAUCAUUCGGCAGCUUCCUCGCAAGACGAGGAUACCGUAAAGCUGAUGGAUACUUGCGAGGACAUCAUUCACAGUGAAGUACACAGGUAUCGCGUCAAAAAGGCUGUCCAGCCUGAUUCUUCGAUGCAUGACGGCGGUAAAGGCAUCUCUUCCGGCUUCAUCCGCCAUUCAAUCUUUGACCCAUUUUCUCAGGAGGACCCCAUUGCAGAAGGUACUGGCCUUGGACUUUCCAUUGUCAAGCAAACAAUCACUAUGCUGAGUGGUGAUGUACAGAUUGAGUCAAACAAGAAAGAAGGCUCUACAUUCACUGUCACACUCCCAUCGAGUCAGGCACUUUAUGAGGCUCCAGAAGAGGCAUCAGAGAGCUCAAAUUCGCAGGCUGGUACUGCUGAGCUACACCAGCUUGACAUGAGUCUCUUUACACCGACGCGCUGGAGAUCAGGAGACUCUUUACGAGACCAGCGCUGUACUGAUUUAUUGUUGGGCUCACUUGCGAAGAGUCUAAGCCGGUGGUUCCACAUUCGGGUCAUUCCUUGGGAAAGUGCAAGCAGAGCCUCGCCGUGGCGCUUGCUUGUUGUUUUGGAGGAGGACGAAGACAGUGCACUGCGGGCUUGCGGUGGCGCAUCUGACGACUACGAGCGCAUUCGUCUCUGCCCUGAUGUACAGACCGCUCCCAGUCAGUACUCAACGCCUUUGAAGGGUGUCGCGACAAUUGCGGGUGCGGUGACUAGUUCAAAACUCCAGGAUGCGCUGGCGCACUUGUAUCCUAGCCAAGUCCCCCCCUCUGAGCUUCGCCACAACUCCGACCAGGAUUCAGUCGCGAAAAGUUAUGAUCAGCAACAGCCAGUAGAAGGGAGCCGCAGCCAAUUACGCGGAGACGCAACCGACGAAUGUCGUGCUGCGCCAACAGCAUUGCUAUCCCGGUUAGAACUCGAGAGGAGCCCCCAAUUAGACGGCGAGGAAAGCGGUGGGCAGCCACUGGCAAUGCCAGCCGCCAGCCCAGUGGUCACUCCAGAGAUGAACAUGGCAGAAAGGUCUCAUGGAGCCCAACCCGACCACCGAGAGGUACAAGCGCAUACUGAGCAAGCAAAAGACCCGGCAGUCUGUACAUCACCAGAGGCAGUUGUGGCAGAGCCUAGGCUGCUGCUGGUAGACGAUAAUGCUGUAAAUCUCAAGGUACUUGCCAUGUAUGCAAAAAAGUGUAGCAAGGCAGGUGCAACACCUGUCGGCGGUGGCCAAGAGGCCAUCGAUGCCUUCAGGAACGCCAACGGGUCCAGCGACGACACGGGUCCGCAACCUUUCGAUCUCAUUUUCCUCGACCUCUCUAUGCCCGAGGUCUCGGGCUUCGAGGUUGCGAGGGAGAUACGGAAGACGGAAGCGCGGUCAGGGUGUAAGAGGACGUACAUAUGCGCACUCACCGGGCUGGUGAGCGAGAAAGACCGCAAUGCUGCGUAUGCUUCGGGUGUAGAUAACUACCUUGUUCGACCAACGAGGCUGCAGGACUUGCAGGGCGUCAUUGAGAUGUGGCGGGAUAAAUCAAGCGAGAAAUGA
Alternaria incomplexa is the source of this 3168-nucleotide messenger RNA. RefSeq lists its product as uncharacterized. The record is from RefSeq and is a predicted model, not a curated record. The transcript is spliced from 3 exons. Gene Ontology annotation, biological process: phosphorelay signal transduction system; phosphorylation. The coding region runs from base 1 to 3168 and encodes 1055 amino acids. Gene Ontology annotation, molecular function: phosphorelay sensor kinase activity. Lineage: Eukaryota; Fungi; Ascomycota; Dothideomycetes; Pleosporales; Pleosporaceae.